Pelmatolapia mariae (spotted tilapia) is the source of this 1338-nucleotide messenger RNA. RefSeq names its product zinc finger protein 418-like. Gene Ontology annotation, molecular function: DNA-binding transcription factor activity, RNA polymerase II-specific. The coding region runs from base 28 to 1338 and encodes 436 amino acids. Gene Ontology annotation, cellular component: nucleus. The transcript has a single exon. Gene Ontology annotation, biological process: regulation of transcription by RNA polymerase II. The record is from RefSeq and is a predicted model, not a curated record. NCBI's taxonomy places the organism in Eukaryota, Metazoa, Chordata, Actinopteri, Cichliformes, Cichlidae.
GAUUUUACUGUGAAAGCUUCCCUAAAAAUGCAUCAGGUCAUCCACACCGGAGAGAGACCGUUCAGCUGUGGAGACUGUGGAAAGUCUUUUACCAGGUCUGGAAGCUUAAAAAGACACCAACUAAUCCACACUGGAGAGAGACCAUUCAGCUGUGACGAGUGUGGAAACUCUUUUACCCACUCUGGAAGCUUAAAAACACACAAACUCAUCCACAGUGGAGAAAGACCGUUCAGCUGUGACGAGUGUGGAAAGUCUUUUACCACGUCUGGACACUUAAAAACACACAAACUCAUCCACAGUGGAGAGAGACCGUUCAGCUGUAGAGACUGUGGAAAGUCUUUUACCAGGUCUGGAAAGUUAAAAACACACAAACUCAUCCACACCGGAGAGAGACCGUUCAGCUGUGACGAGUGUGGAAAGUCUUUUACCGAGUCUGGAAGCUUAAAAACACACCAACUCAUCCACACUGGAGAAAGACUGUUCAGCUGUGGAGACUGUGGAAAGUCUUUUACCGAGUCUGGAAACUUAAAAAGACACCAACUCAUCCACACUGGAGAGAGACCGUUGAGUUGUGGAGACUGUGGAAAGUCUUUUACCGAGUCUGGAAACUUAAAAAAACACCAACUAAUCCACACUGGAGAGAGACCGUUCAGCUGUAGAGACUGUGGAAAGUCUUUUACCCACUCUGGAAGCUUAAAAACACACCAACUCAUCCACACUGGAGAGAGACCGUUCAGCUGUGACGAGUGUGGGAAGUCUUUUACCACGUCUGGAAGCUUAAAAACACACCAACUCAUCCACACUGGAGAGAGGCCGUUCAGCUGUGGAGACUGUGGAAAGUCUUUUACCGAGUCUGGAAGCUUAAAAAGACACCAACUAAUCCACACUGGAGAGAGACCAUUCAGCUGUGACGAGUGUGGAAAGUCUUUUACGCGCAUUUCACACUUAAAAUCACAUCAACUCAUCCACAGUGGAGUUAAAGCGUACACCUGUGAUCAGUGUGGCAGAGCUUUUACUCACAGUAACAGCUUACAGAGUCAUCUAGUUACCCACUCUGGAAUUAAGGCGUACAGCUGUGACAUUUGUGGAAAAACUUUCAGCCGGAUAGACAGCCGUAACAUUCACCUACGCAUUCACACCGGACAUGAUGUGUACAGCUGUGAUGAGUGUGGUAAACAGUUUACCACAAACAUAGAGUUACGACGUCACAUGUUUACCCACACUGAGGAACGACCUUAUAAAUGUGACCUGUGUGAGAAGACUUUUAAAUCUCCACGUUACCUGAAAGCACACCAACAGAUCCACACCAGAAAGACUCUACAAGUGCAGUUACUCUGA